Messenger RNA from Mesorhabditis spiculigera, 3324 nucleotides. The record is from the annotation of a GenBank genome assembly. Lineage: Eukaryota; Metazoa; Nematoda; Chromadorea; Rhabditida; Rhabditidae.
AUGCUUUCACGAACACAACAAUGGCAGCGGCUCUUUCUAGAGCGCAUAUACCAGCUUUGCAAUGGUGUCCACCCUGGUAUGAGCAUCGACAAAGAAGCCGUCAGCCAUAUUCGCCAUCUGGUUGGUGAUGUCGUACGCCAGUUAUUAGAUGGCGGAAGACCCACAACCCUGACGGAUCUUGAGAAAACUGUCCACACUCUACUACCACAACUUGCAAAUUCAAUUAUAAAAGAUGCCACCGAAUUCAUCAAUUCGUGGCCACCAAAAAAGCAACAACGAAAUUAUAACUCGGCCAACAUCAAGACGCUACACGAAUUAAAUUCAAAGCUGGUGCUCAUAAUCAAAGAACAUCUUGGCCUGAAAGAAAAGGAAAAGAAGGAAAGAGAAAAGGAGACGGAGCGGAUGGCACUAUUUCUGGUCAGCCUGUGCGACUUUUUGACGGAGGAUAUUCUGAAAUGGGCUGGGCAUUACGUGAAAAAUGUUCGAAAUGGUGCGAUGAACAUUAGCCUGCAGAAUUUGAAAAUUGCGCUGAAUGCGGACAAGAAUUUAAUGGAGUUGACCGAAGCUGUACAAAAUGGUGAUGAGGAAUCGGAGGGAAUUUCGUUAGCCGGCACAACCUUGUUAUUUGAUAUUGACUGGAAUUUGGAUGAAGAUCGGAAACCGCCACAACGAGUUGAUGCAGACUAUGGGAAAGUUGCCCGAGAAUUCCUCCACUAUGAAACACAAUACCUCAGCAGCCUGUCAUUAAUUGUAAACGUACUACGAAGAAGAUUUGAACCUGUUUGCACCGGCAAUUUGGCACCAUACUUGGACGAAAUUUUCGGAAAUAUCGAUGAACUCCACGACCUCAGCCUACAAGUUGAACGGUGUCUAGAAGAUGCAAUUGAAAUGUGUGACACCCCAUCAGUUGGUUCGACCUUGUGGCCAUUAGCUGAAGGCCACGAUUUUGAUUGUUAUGUCGAUUUCCUGGAGCUGAUAACUGGUACUAUGCCAGAAGCCGUGACAAAGCUGCUAAAAGAGCCGAGACUACAAACAUUCUUACAAGGAGAAGAAAGGACAUACAGUGCCCUCCAAAAUGGACAAACGUUCCACUUGAUUGUUGCUCACGUCCUUCCCUCUUUACUCCAGUUACCUAUCGUUCACUUCUAUCGUAGCGUCGAAUUUUUGAAGAAACUCUACCCACUCUCCUGCUCUGAAGAAGAUCACAUUGACCUUCAGAAUAUCAUUGGAUAUUUCGACCCGCUAGUGGCUAAAAUUGAUGGCCAAUUGACAACUGAACUACGAAGGCUUAUCAAAUGUGAUCGUGAACAGCGACAGCUAAAUGAUUCUCCGAUCUCGCAGCUCGAGCGAUUGCAACAACUUCAAAAACGGAUAGACGGUUAUGAAGGGAAAAAUAUUGGACAGACGUGUACGGAAUUGAUUAAGGAGGGUAGUCUUCAAAUGGUCAGACCAAGUCUUUCGAUGCAAACUCCAGAAUCCCUACGACGAGGUCGUCACCGUAUUCUAACGGACCGUUUCGUAUUUGUAUUUGAUCAAUUGGUUGUUAUGUGCAAGCCUCACAAAAAUGGGCUAAAAUUCAAGGAAAGGAUAAAUAUUCGAAAGACGGAAAUGCGGGAUGUGGAAGACAGCGAAGAACUAAAAAACGCCUUCCGAAUCGAAUCUGUUGACAAGACACAUAAUGUACUACAGGCGUAUACAUUUGUAUGUCGGACAAAAUCGGACAAAGAUUCCUGGAUGACGGCCAUUUUGGAUCGAUUACUUGACAACUACACGACAGAAGAGAAGAAACGAAUCCCGUUAAUCAUACCAGAUGCCGAGCAAUACAAAUUUGCCGAUCCAGAUACAGAAGAUAACAUAAUGUUUGAAGAUUAUACCUCCAGUAGUGGGGUGCCGGUUGUGAAGAAAGGGACGGUAGUGAAGCUUGUCGAGAGGUUGACCUAUCACUUAUAUACGGACAACAAUUACGUCAAAACGUUCUUAAUAUCAUUCCGAUCUUUCUGUUCUCCAACCGAACUUUUGUCCCUGUUGAUGCAGCGAUUUGACGUCCCUCAACCAGCCCGACUUACGGCACAUUCGAAUGAGAUGAGGCCUGGUGGACCUCUAGCCGGUCGGUAUGAUACUGUCCAAUCUCAUGGAUUAUCUUCUCCACCUCCAUAUCCUAUACAUGGUGGUGUAUACUCUGAACAAUCAUUCCAACGAUUUCGAAAAGAAUAUGAGAGACCGAUUCAAAGGAGAGUACUUUCCGUGCUCCAACAAUGGGUCAAAGUCCACUGGUAUGACUUCGACAAUGACCCGCAGCUCCUCAAAACCCUCGAGGACUUUUUGAACAAAAGCUGUCACACCCCCGCCAAACUCACAAAUCAGCAUCGAAAAUUUGCCAAAAUUAUCUUGUCGACGAUUGAGAAGCGAAAGUGUGCGAAUCUGAUGUCGUCAAAUGCUGGAAAUACUUUGGGAGCGGGCCAUACAAAUGGGGCUUUCGAAAAUGACGAUGGCGUCCCACUACCAGCUUCACCAUCGACGCCCAACGUGAAUUGUUUUCAGAAGAAGCCGCCAGAGAUCUUAUGGCAUACCGCGGGCAAGGGUGACGUACAGAAUUAUGAUCUUCUAACCCUACAUCCGGUUGAAAUUGCUAGACAACUAACAAUUCUUCACUUUGAUCUUUUCAAAGCCAUCAAACCCAUCGAAAUGGUCGGUUCGGCGUGGAUGGAGGCCGAUAAAAUGCAAAAAAGUCCGCAGCUGCUCAGGCUUGUUCAUCACAGCAAUGAUUUGACCUAUUGGCUGGCCCGUUCCAUUCUGGAUACAGAUUCUCAGGAAGAAAGGAUGGCCUUAUUGGCUAGAUCAUUAGAGGUGAUGUGCGUAUUCGAGGAGCUACACAACUUUACGGGUCUUGUGGCAUUUUUUUCAGCGCUUAACACAACAUAUAUUUUGAGGUUGACGUAUACUUGGGAGAGACUGGAGCAGCACUAUCGAAAUUGGUUUGACGGUUUCAAGGAAUUGUGCGAUACUCGAUGGCAACAGUUGAAAAAACGAUUGCAAUCCGUUGACCCUCCAUGUAUACCAUUUACAGGCGUUUAUAUGGACCACAUCUUCAAACUUGACACGGCCCAUAAAACUGUUUUCAAACCGAAAGUCGAGCCCGCAGAGAUGGAGGGCGGGCCGAUGUCUCCAAAUACGGGCAAAGUGCUCGUGUCUUUCAUGAAAUGCCGAAAGAUCGCGGCGCUCAUCUCUGAAGUACAAAUGUACCAGAAUCAACCUUAUGCCUUGAACGUCGAGCCGUCUAUCCAGGUGAGUAAUGGGGGCACUUUCAAGGAUUCGGAUGAUUUC